Messenger RNA from Vicia faba (fava bean), 324 nucleotides. The record is from the annotation of a GenBank genome assembly. NCBI's taxonomy places the organism in Eukaryota, Viridiplantae, Streptophyta, Magnoliopsida, Fabales, Fabaceae.
AUGUCAGAAGCAAAUAAAAAACUGGAAAAUGAUGCUAAGGACAAUCCAGAGAAAUAUCAUAUUGAAGAGCUAGUUGGAAAUGAAUCUGAAGUUAUUGAAAUAGAUUUGAUGCUUGGUGUUGCCGAUCUUCAUACACCUGAUGCUGUGGCUGCUGCAGAGUCAGCUAUUUCGAGUCGUCAGCGGGUGAUUUCUUUGCCUGGUGAUGGCAGCGAAGUAGAUUCAGACGAAGAAAGUAGUUACGAUGAUGAUGUUGGUAAAAUUGAUAGAAAUGUUGAUGGCUUUGAUUGUGGAAACGAUGGUAAAAAAGUCUUCUUCAUCCCUUGA